Molecule: messenger RNA, 1761 nt
Organism: Centruroides sculpturatus (bark scorpion)
Lineage: Eukaryota; Metazoa; Arthropoda; Arachnida; Scorpiones; Buthidae
Product: piggyBac transposable element-derived protein 4-like
Exons: 1
Coding region: 1-1761 (586 amino acids)
Source: RefSeq, a predicted model, not a curated record
AUGGCACAAAGCAGUUCUAGCAAGAGACCUAGACGACAAGCUGCGGUAGAUACCCAGCAAUUACUGAAGUGGCUUGAAGAGGAAGAAGACGAACAAGAGUUAGGUGACCUGGAUGAAUCAGACGAAGGAGAAGUCGAUGUAUUAACUACAAGUGAUCACGAGACGGAUACAGAGCAGGAAAUGGAUGAGGAGGACGAAGAUCAGACAGCUACAAAUGCAAGGUACUAUAUAGGUAAAGAUGGGUUCACUAAGUGGAACAAACAGCCGCCACCUAAGAGAGUUCGAACUAGAUCACAGAAUAUAAUAACACACUUACCUGGCCCAAAAAACGAGGCACGUAACUGUACGACAGAAAUAGACAUCUUCAAUUUAUUUUUCAGUAUAAACAUAUUAAAUGCAAUCGUCAAAUAUACAAAUAUAUAUAUUUCAAAAGUAAGAAAUUUAUAUGUCCGGGACAGGGAUGCAAGGGAUACAAAUUCCACAGAAAUAAAAGCUUUUGUAGGAUUAUUAUAUUUAAUUGGAACUAUACGGAGCUCCACAAAAAACGCACACAAGAUGUGGGACAAUUCAAAGGGGAAUGGCCUAGAAUCAUGCUACCUAAGCAUGAGUGAAAAGCGAUUUCGAUUUUUAUUAAGAUGUAUAAGAUUUGAUGACAUUACUGACAGAGAAGAGAGAAGAAAAAUUGAUAAAUUAGCUCCAAUUAGAGAAAUACAUGAAAUGUUUUUAACAAACUUUCAAAAGUAUUUCACACCCAGUGAAUACCUUACAGUAGACGAACAGUUAUUAGCUUUUCGGGGCAAAUGUUCAUUUAGGCAAUACAUUCCGAGUAAACCGGCGAAAUAUGGCAUUAAAAUGUUUGCAUUAUGUGAUGUGAAAACGGCUUACACUGUAAGUUUAGAACCGUAUUUAGGCAAGCAGCCAGAUGGGCCUUACUGUUUUAGCACUAACGCUCAAGAUGUUGUGGAACGUCUAGUAACGCCUGUACAGGGAACAAACCGAAAUAUUACGGGGGAUAAUUGGUUUACUAGUGUUUCUCUAGUAAAAGCACUUAAGGCAAAGAAGCUGACAUAUGUAGGUACAAUACGUAAAAAUAGGCGGGAGGUGCCAGCAGAAUUUUUAUAUAUGCGGAAUCGAGCACUACACUCUUCAAUAUUUGGAUUUGAAAGUAAUUGCACUAUGGUAUCCUAUUGCCCUAAAAAAAACAAAGCUGUCUUGCUUAUAUCUUCAAUGCAUUUUGAUGACAAAAUUGAUGAAAGUACAGGACAGGCACAAAAACCUGAAAUUAUUACAUUUUACAACAUGACUAAAACUGGUGUAGAUGUUGUGGACCAACUUUGUGAAAGAAACAAUGUGGCCAGAAUUACUAGGCGAUGGCCAAUGGUCAUGUUCUUCAACUUAUUGAAUAUUGCAGCAAUUAACACCUUUGUUAUAUAUAAAUAUCACAAAUUUGCAACUAAUGAAACUUGUACACGUUAUGAUUUUCUGGAAAUGCUUAGUUGGGAAUUAAUAAAAACGCAAAUUGAACAUCGAAGUAACAUUGCAAGUUUACCAAAAGAUCUAAGAAAUAGAGCAAGUAAACUACUUAAAAAAAAUACAAACGUGCAGAUGGCCCCCCAGUCACCACCAUCUACCAGUCAGGGUCGAUGCUACAUCUGUCCUAGAUCGAGUGAUAAAAAAUCCAAACGAUGGUGCAAGACUUGCAAAAAAUGGAUAUGUUCACAACAUCAGUUUGUUGUGUGUCAGUCGUGUUACGAUAAAUAA